Messenger RNA from Adineta steineri, 546 nucleotides. Lineage: Eukaryota; Metazoa; Rotifera; Eurotatoria; Adinetida; Adinetidae. The record is from the annotation of a GenBank genome assembly.
AUGAAGAAAAGUCACGAACAAAAAAAUAAUUUUAUACAACGCUUAUUAACUUCAACGUUAAAAUUUACAAAAGACAAUAAUAAUAACAAUAAUAAUAUUGGAUAUGAAACACAUUUAAACAAAUUUAACUACGAAUUACCAAAUAGUUUCCUUCAAGCAGCAGAUAAUGCACGUAUAAAUGCUGGCUAUGAUAUACUUCCUCGUUUUCUUCGUCGAUCAGCUUCAGCAUCAUCAUCAUCAGCUUCUUCUCAUUGUACUUGCAAACAUCUUCAAACAGUAUCUGAUAUUUUUCGAUCAGCAUCACACAAGGAUAUAAAUAAUAUUCCCACUAAAAAAAUUCCAUUUCGUCGAACACCACGCGAACGUGUAAACCAACAACAUCAUUCAACAGCACCAUUAUUGUUUACACCUAGACCAGCAGUUCGAAUGGUGAUGAAUCCUAAUUUUAUGAUGAUGAACCGAUAUCGUAGACCAUUAAAUAUGAUGCCAAUCCGAACACCAAUACGUAUGCCACAACGACCAACAUUUCAAUUUAGAUUUCGCUAA